Molecule: messenger RNA, 1760 nt
Organism: Juglans regia (Persian walnut)
Lineage: Eukaryota; Viridiplantae; Streptophyta; Magnoliopsida; Fagales; Juglandaceae
Product: delta(12)-acyl-lipid-desaturase-like
Exons: 2
Coding region: 380-1528 (382 amino acids)
Biological process (GO): lipid metabolic process
Molecular function (GO): oxidoreductase activity, acting on paired donors, with oxidation of a pair of donors resulting in the reduction of molecular oxygen to two molecules of water
Source: RefSeq, a predicted model, not a curated record
AAAUCAGCUACGAGCGGGAGCAUGAACCUAAUUUCCUGGUGAAGCAAGAUCAAGAGUCCAAGACCUCGUUUGCGUGUCAGUUUGAUCCGAUCAAGCGUUGACGCGCAUAAAAAAUUGUCAGAUAAACGCCUCCAAGCGUGCAUGUUUGGAUCUCGUGGGACCCCAGGCGAGUGCUUAUAAAUGGCGACCCUCUGUGCGUGAGGGAGACACUACUUGCCAAAACAUAUUGCAGAGACUAAACAUACGCCUCGGGAACCCUGCGCUUGUGUGAGAGAAAAGAGAGUGAGAGAGAGCACUUCCCCUGCUAGAAUUGCUUUCUGGUUAAGAGCUUCUAUAUCUCCAGGAUUGCACAUAGGCUGGCAUUAUUGGAAAACCAACAAUGGGUGCCGGAGCCCAAAUGACUGUCGUCAACAAGAGUGAAGAACAGAAAGCCACUCUCCAGCGAGUGCCACACACAAAGCCUCCAUUCACACUUAGCCAACUUAAGAAAGCCAUCCCACCACACUGUUUCCAACGUUCCCUCUUCCGCUCAUUCUCCUAUGUUGCUUACGACCUCUUCUUCGCCUUCCUCUUCUACUACAUUGCUACCUCUUACUUCCACCUCCUCCCUCACCCACUUUCUUACUUUGCAUGGCCAAUCUAUUGGACUCUCCAAGGCUGCAUUCUCACUGGUGUUUGGGUCAUUGCUCAUGAGUGUGGUCACCAUGCCUUCAGUGACUACCAAUGGGUCGAUGACACGGUUGGCCUAGUCCUCCACUCUGCUCUUUUGGUGCCCUACUUCUCAUGGAAAAUUAGUCACCGUCGUCACCACUCAAACACAGGGUCGUUAGAGCGAGAUGAAGUGUUUGUUCCCAAGCCUAAAACCAAAAUGCCAUGGUACUCCAAGUACUUCAACAACCCACCAGGCAGGGUCCUUACUCUUUUGGUCACUCUCAUUCUAGGUUGGCCCUUGUACUUGGCCUUCAAUGUUUCAGGCCGUCCCUAUGACCGAUUUGCAUGCCACUAUGAUCCCUAUGGCCCCAUUUAUUCUGUUCGGGAAAGACUUCAAAUAUAUAUCUCAGAUGCUGGUAUCUUUGCCGCCACUUACGUGCUUUACAGUGCUGCAAUGGCAAAAGGACUGGCUUGGCUUGUAUGUGUUUAUGGGGUGCCAUUGCUCAUAGUCAAUGGCUUUCUUGUAACGAUCACAUACUUGCAGCAUACUCACCCUUCAUUGCCACACUACGACUCAUCGGAGUGGGACUGGCUGAAGGGAGCAUUGGCAACAGCAGACAGAGAUUAUGGGGUGCUGAAUAAGGUUUUCCACAACAUCACAGACACGCAUGUGGCUCACCAUCUCUUCUCUACAAUGCCUCAUUACCAUGCAAUGGAGGCCACCAAAGCAAUCAAGCCAAUACUGGGUGAGUACUACCGGUUUGAUGGCACAUCAUUUUACAAAGCAAUGUGGAGGGAGGCUAAAGAGUGCAUUUAUGUUGAGCCGGACGAGGGGGCCCCUAGCAAAGGAGUGUUCUGGUACCAGAAAAAGCUGUGAUGCUGGAUGCAAUAUUGGGGCAAAAGAAAAUGUUGUUAGCUGGUAAGUGUCUUUUGUUUGUUGAAGGACGUCAGUAAUGAAAAGUGUGUUAAAUCUGUCUUAGCAAAUGAAAAAAAGAAGUUUCAGUGUUGUUGGGUUUAGUAAAGUGUCAGUAAUGUACCUUUCCAAACGUAAUUUAUGUUGUGUUGGGUGAAAGCUGUAGUUAUUAUGAAUUACUAUAUGGUUCCAGAGA